AACAAUACAACAAAGUAAAUAAUCAGUUGGUUUUUAAAAUAUCAAAAUAUUAUUUGUAAAUUUAUGUAAACACUGAAUGAGCAAGUCGCUUGAGUUUGUGUUUUUCACAGUUAACAAAACUACCGAAAACAUGCUUGAUUAUUUUUAAUUUUUUUCUACAAAAGUCUCAAGUUAUUUUUGUGAUAAAUUAAUUUUAAAUUUAUGGUGAUUAAAAGUAAAUAUAAUUUAUCUUUUGCAAGUGAAUAAAAUUUAUUAAAAAUGUCUGAUGAAAAUGUUCAAGUUGUUGUUAAAAUGAGACCAUUAAUACAACGUGAAAUAAAAAAAUGUUUGCCAAUACAAUGGGCUGUUGAUGGAAACACUAUUUAUCAAAAAGAUGGAAAAAUAAAUUAUCAAUUUGAUAAUAUAUUUAAUAUUGAUUCGAAAAAUCAAGAUAUAUUUAUAUCAACUGUUCAACCAAUAAUAAAUGAAUUUUUAUCUGGUAUUAAUUGUACAAUUUUGACAUAUGGUCAAACAAGUUCAGGAAAAACACAUACAAUGAUUGGAUCAAAAACAGAUACUGGAUUAAUUCCUCUCAUCAUUAGUCACAUAUUUAAUUUUAUUGAAAAUGAUUUAAGUCGUGAUUAUCAACUUCAAUUUUCUUACUUUGAAUUGUACAAUGAGAAAGUAAUAGACUUAUUUGAUAACAACAAAAACAACAAACAUUUAAAAAUAAAAGAAGAUAAAAAUGGCAAUGUGUUGAUAGACUGUAAACAGCUUGUUUUAAAAACAACCAAAGAAGUAUUACAAAAAUUAAAAAAAGUAAAUAAUAAUCGUCAUGUUGGUGAGACAAACAUGAAUGAAAAAAGUAAUCGAAGUCAUGUGUUGUUGAGAAUAACAAUUGAGUCAUGUGAAAUUGGUGAUGAUUCAGAUGGUACAAUAAAAACAUCACAAUUGACAUUGGUUGAUCUUGCUGGAUCAGAAAAUGCUAAACAAGCUGGUGGAACAAAUGAAAGAAGAAAUGAAGGUAGAUUUAUAAAUCGUUCACUUUCAUCAUUGUGCUCAGUUAUUAAUCAGCUUAGUGAUAAAAAUAAAAAAAAAACCAAUGAUAAAAUACCAUUUAUUAAUUAUCGUGAUAGUAAAUUAACUAGAUUGCUACAACCAUCAUUAGGUGGUAAUUCAAAAACAAUGGUUAUUUGUACUGUAACACCAGCAGCAUUGGAGGAAACACAAUCAACUCUUACAUUUGCUCGUCGAGCUAAAGUAAUUAAAAAUCAACCAAGAAUAAAUCAAGAAGUAACUGAUAAAGUUAUAAUUAAAAAAUUAGUCAAACAAAUGUCUGAACUUCAAGAAAAAAUUGAACAAUUAAAAACACAAGAUGUAGAUAAAAAAUUAAUCAAUAAAUUUCCAUUGAAAAGAAGAAAUAGUUUGAUUGGUAAUGAAAGUGUUAAAGAGCUGGAACAACAUUUUAUUUCUAAAAAUAAAGAAAUUUUGUCAUCAUUAAAAGUUAAAAAUAAUAAAUGUACAAGUAAAUUAAAUUAUCCACUUCGACGUAGUACAUCAAUGAAUAUAUCAUCAUCAUUUAAACUUGAAAUUUCGAAUUUCGAAAAAGAACUUGAUGAAGCUGAAAAAGAA
Molecule: messenger RNA, 1611 nt
Organism: Aphidius gifuensis
Lineage: Eukaryota; Metazoa; Arthropoda; Insecta; Hymenoptera; Braconidae
Product: kinesin-like protein KIN-7L, chloroplastic
Exons: 2
Biological process (GO): mitotic cell cycle; microtubule-based movement
Cellular component (GO): microtubule
Molecular function (GO): ATP binding; plus-end-directed microtubule motor activity; microtubule binding
Source: RefSeq, a predicted model, not a curated record